Lathyrus sativus (Indian pea) is the source of this 1206-nucleotide messenger RNA. The record is from the annotation of a GenBank genome assembly. Lineage: Eukaryota; Viridiplantae; Streptophyta; Magnoliopsida; Fabales; Fabaceae.
AUGGCCGAUUCUAUACUUUCCCUAAACCCUCCCAAGACCCUACACAGAGUUCAACUCAGCAAUCCCAUUUCCCAAUCCACGUCUAUCUCCCGAACAAGAAUCACUUUCAAACCAAACCAAUUCCGAAUCCCACCUAUUCGUGCUACAAUGGCGCGAAAAGAAGGCGAACAGAAACCUUCGUUUGGAGAUACUUUCCUCAACAACACUCGCAAAAACGAAAUUUUUGAUUCCAUCACAGCAUCCCUCUCUAAUUGCCUCUCUGAAACUAACCUACAUUUGACCGUUCCUGCUCUCAAAUCGAAAAUUCGCGGCAAAGUUCGAGAUAUUUAUGAUAGUGGGGAUUAUCUUGUGUUAGUUACCACCGAUCGCCAGAGUGCUUUCGAUAGGGUUCUCGCUUCCAUUCCUUUUAAAGGCCAGGUUCUCAACGAGACAAGUCUGUGGUGGUUUGAGAGAACAAAGCACAUAGUUUCUAACGCAGUUGUAUCGGCUCCAGAUAAAAAUGUUACAAUAGCAAAGAAAUGUUCAGUUUUCCCUGUUGAGUUUGUUGCUAGAGGGUUUGUUACUGGAAGUACAGAUACGUCUUUAUGGACAGUGUACAAUAAAGGCAAUCGUAACUACUGUGGAAAUAUCCUACCAGAUGGAAUGGUUAAAAAUCAAAAGUUGCCUCAAAAUAUACUCACUCCAACUACCAAGGCUGCAGAUCACGACGUUCCAGUAACUCCAGAUGAGAUUAUAGAAAAGGGACUGAUGACUAAAGCUGAUUAUCUAGAAGCGAGUGAAAAAGCAUUAAGCUUGUUUGAAUAUGGACAGCAAGUGGCCUCGGAACACGGCCUUAUUUUGGUAGACACUAAAUAUGAAUUUGGGAAGGCAAAUGAUGGAUCUAUUCUAUUGAUUGAUGAGGUCCAUACUCCUGAUUCAAGUAGAUAUUGGAUUGCCAAUUCUUACUUGGACCGCUUUCAAAAUGGUCUUGAGCCUGAAAAUGUCGAUAAGGAGUUCUUGAGGUUGUGGUUCAAAAGUCACUGCAACCCUUAUGAAGACGAGGUCCUUCCCGAUGCCCCUGAAGAUCUUGUUUGUGAACUGGCUUGGCGGUACAUUUUCUUAUACGAGACUAUAACAAAAUCAAAGUUUGAGGUGCAAUCGACCGAGGAACCGAUACACGACAGAAUUUCAAGAAAUGUUGCAUCUGCACUAUCAUCCUUAAAGUAG